AUGAAGAAUGGCUGGGUGGCAAAACAACAGGUUAUUUCAGGCGGGGCCUUGAUUUUGCAGCAGACCAACCUGAUCCUGAAGCAGCUGAUGCGCUUGGAGCAGCUGCACACAACGCCGGACAGAGGCAAGACGGAGAAGCAAGCCGGCGUCGAGGAAGACAACGCGGAAGAGGUGGCGCUGAGACUCCUGAAGGAGACAUUCGGAGACCCUUCUUUACAAACCAAUGCCGUGGCUGAGGAUGCAGAGGAGUUCCGAACCGCCGCUGUCACCAACGACCAAGAUGCCGAGGGUGAGUACUACACCGCCCCAACUGGUAGGCCUCUACUGAUGUUUACGCAGACGGAAUAG
Messenger RNA from Colletotrichum orchidophilum, 348 nucleotides. RefSeq lists its product as uncharacterized. NCBI's taxonomy places the organism in Eukaryota, Fungi, Ascomycota, Sordariomycetes, Glomerellales, Glomerellaceae. The record is from RefSeq and is a predicted model, not a curated record. The transcript has 3 exons. Bases 1 to 348 code for a protein of 115 amino acids.